GUGGGAGUAACUAGGAAGUGUCACGGUAACCAAGGUAUAUAUCGGGGGCUGACCAAAGCGUAUACGUUUUCAGGAGUUUAGUACGGGUACGUCUUCUGAUCAAAUAUUUGAGAGUUAUUUUGAAUAUACCAAAUGAGCAGAGAAACUACUAAAUGGAUAUUUCUUAGCUGUGUUGUCCUCAAUGCGGGAACUCAUCCCGUCUUCUGCUGACUUCGCACAUUCACCGUGCCUAACUGCCUUUUUGGUGGAUGCUGUGACCGGUAAACGUGUUGUUCAAAAUCCUGCCUUCUGUCUUUGGAGUCCUAAACAGGAUUGGGGCUCAUGGCUCUUCCGACACUCUGGCCCGGCAGCGGGAGCAGGAGGCGCGGUGGCGGCAGCAGUGGGAGCAGAAUGCCCAGUACUUCAGGGACACGAGCGUCCGCAGCCACAAACAGGCGGCGUGGAGCUCCCGCCUGUCCUACCAGCAGAGUAUGUCAGCUUACGAAAACCUGAGACUGAAGGAGGAAAAGAAGGCCAGCCUGGAGUGGCGCAGGGAUCGGCUCAGGGCCAUGCUUCAAGAAGAGCGAGCCCAGCUGGAGGCGGAGCUCAGAGAAGUAGUCCCUGAUAGGGAGGCUCUGAGAAGUCAGUUAAAACACAAAACUGAGGAGCUUCGCACAGCGAGAGAAGAAAGGAGGAAAAAGAUUGUCCAAGAGCUUCUGAAGGAGCACUGGAAGAAAAACAACCCCGACCUUCGAGAGGUCGAGUCAGCAUUACAUAAAGAUCAUGUUGUAAGCCGGUGGCAAGAGCAGAUAUCUGAGAAGGAGCAGAGAGAGGCAACUGAACAGGAGGCGAAGAAACGCUUUGAAAAUGAGUAUGAGAGGACUAGAAAUGAGGCUUUGGAGAGGAUGAAGCAAGCCGAGGAGAAAAGGAAAGAAGAGGAGCGUAAGAGAGCGGAGGAGCUGUGCAAACAGAUGGAAGAGCUGAAGCUGAGAGAGGAGGAGGCCACGCGUUUGAAAAAGGAGCAAGAGGCCCUGCUUGUCCAGCAGUGGGAGCUGGACAAGAUAGAGGAUGAGAGGAGGAUUGCAGAGGAGAGGAGAAAGAAAUCUGAAAUGGGACGAUUCCUGAUCCGUCAGUAUAGAGCCCAGUUAAGAAGGCGAGCCCAGCAAGUACAGGAAGAACUAGAGGCCGACCGCAAGAUCCUGGCUGCGCUGGUGGAAGGAGAGCAGGAGGACAGGAGGUUGGAGACAGCACGGAGGGAAAGAGCCAUUGCUGAUGCUGCUUGGAUGAAACGUGUUAUUGAAGAGCAGCUUCAGUUAGAGCGGGAGAGGGAGGCCGAGUUUGACAUCUUACAAAGAGAAGAGGCUCAACGUGUUUGGGAAAAACGGGAAGCUCAGUGGGAAAAAGAGCGGAAAGCCCGGGAACGACUGAUGCACGAGGUGCUGGUGGGAAGACAGCAGCAGCUAGAGCUGAAAAUGCAUAAGAACCGAGAAGCCCAGGAGGAAUCCCUGAAGAGACGCGAAGAGCUGAUUAAGGAACUAGAGCUCGAGCGGAAGCUCAGGCUUCAGGAGAAGGAGCAAGACAAAGGCCGUAGGACAGCGAGGAUGCAAGAGAUAAUGGCUCAGGUGGAGCAGCAACACCAAGAGGAGAGGGAGGAGCAGUGCAGGGUAGCACAGGAGGAGCAGGAGAGGGGGGAGGCCCUUCGAAUGCAAGAGGAGGAGCUCCGGCUUGAAAUGCAGAGGAUGGCCAGGGAAGGAUACCACGAGAAGAUUCACAGCAGGCCACGAUCAGCCUGGACAUGAUCAGCCUGGACAUGAGCAUCCCACAAGACUGAAGUCCUCUUUUGUAAAAUGUGUUCUUUGUCCUCUGUACAGCUUUAAACGACUAGUUCAUAUUCCCUACUGUCAUUAUGUCAUCAAACCGGCCACUUCUAACGUCCAUUACACCUCCUGACCCUGCUGACUGGAGCCCUGUCCCUCUCUACUGGGUUCCUGAGGGACAGCGGUCUCAAUUAGUUCAAACUUCAUCAAAUCAAGGUCUUUUCAUGAAGACAGAGUCCUUUCAAUAGAGGGAUAAUGAGGCGUCAUUGGGAGCCCCUUAUUUCCUUCAGCACUCUCAGACUUCUGAAUCCAAAUGCUGUAAAUUGCGAUUUUUUUGCACAGAGAUCUUAGAGCUUUGUUAAUCGUCUUUUACUUCAGAGUCGUAUUGAGAAGGAAUGUUUUGACAGUCAAAUGGAUACGAUUAUUACGAAUUUGAGUGACUCUCCAAAAUUCACCGUACACAGGGAUACUUAGCGUGUUAUGACAGAUUUAAAAAGAAGAACUUGUCCUUUAAAAGAUUAAACAUUCAUGAAGGUGUAGUGUGCCAUAUACCUGCAGUUCAAAUGCUGUUUUUUUUUUAUUGUUAUAGAUGAUCUCAUAUUUGUAUUUUUUGGCACUUGUAGAACUUUUCAAGACAGAGAUUAUUUUAUAUUGUGAGUUUGUAGAGAUGACCGGUACUUUGAAAUAAAAACCAUUGCAAGC
Messenger RNA from Menidia menidia (Atlantic silverside), 2498 nucleotides. Lineage: Eukaryota; Metazoa; Chordata; Actinopteri; Atheriniformes; Atherinopsidae. The record is from the annotation of a GenBank genome assembly.